Physella acuta is the source of this 880-nucleotide messenger RNA. RefSeq lists its product as uncharacterized. Lineage: Eukaryota; Metazoa; Mollusca; Gastropoda; Physidae. The record is from RefSeq and is a predicted model, not a curated record.
UUAUCUUAUAAUGAAGUUGGUAUACAUUAUACUGUCUAGUUUAUAUUUUUUUUAUUUAGUUCCUGAAUAGUUGUGGGAAAAUAAAAUGUUGCAAUCGCCAAUUUAAAUGUAUCACUUAGAUCUUCAUUAAUGUAUGGAAAGCUCAGCCUAUCGUACUGAUUAUGUCAAUAUUGAUGACAUCGAUAAUGGACAUGGAGGAGUGAUAGUAAGCCGUGACCUCCAUGACAUACAACGGAGAGAACCGACCAUUGAAUCUCUCUCUGAAAUUUUACUGUCGCUGCUCAUUGAUGCUUCUCAUGAAACAGGAAUUGAUGCUGAAGAGUUUAGAAACCGUACAGUCACCCUAAAAAAUCAGGCACUUGAGAUUUUGGCGAAACAAAACUUUAAAGUUUCCAAUGAAAACACCAUUAGUGUCUUGAAAGAGCUGUCAUUGGAUGGUCACAGCGGCAUUAAACUCUCAGUCUUUGUUGAUGGUGCAACUGAGCAACAGUCGAUGACAAUGAUGAACUGUUUGAAGAUACUGAAAACUCUUAUUGACAAUGCCGCUAAACUUGAUCCAAACAGCCGACAGUUUUAUCGCUACAUCGCAGCUAUAGCAGAUGUUGCAAGUAGUUUAACUCAGACAGUCGACAACACCGUUAAUCUGAUCACUGCGCUGGAAAACGGAAAAAGGGAAACAGAAACAAAAAGAGACGUUGAAAAAAGAGGAAUAAAUAUAAAAAUAACUAUCACAAUUGAAUUUAAAUGAGGCUGAAGAAAAAAGAUCAUCUUAUGCAAAGUAAAUUCAAGUUGAUCUGUGGAUUACGUUUAAAGCUAUAUUUUUGAUGUUAGUGUUUUAGAUUUUAAAAAAAUCUAUUAAAAUGAAAUAAUUGCAUUCAAA